Anolis carolinensis (green anole) is the source of this 1689-nucleotide messenger RNA. It is a transcript of the gene mfap1, whose product is annotated as microfibril associated protein 1. The transcript has 8 exons. Gene Ontology annotation, cellular component: U2-type spliceosomal complex. The record is from RefSeq and is a predicted model, not a curated record. Bases 89 to 1411 code for a protein of 440 amino acids. Gene Ontology annotation, molecular function: RNA binding. Lineage: Eukaryota; Metazoa; Chordata; Lepidosauria; Squamata; Anolidae. Gene Ontology annotation, biological process: mRNA splicing, via spliceosome.
CUACCGAAGCUUCCGGUUCCGGUUUUGGCCGCGAGAGGAGAGGCGAGCGGAAUCUGUCGCUCCGUGUGCUGUCUUUGCCGCCGCCAUCAUGUCGGGCUCCAGCAGCGCCCUCAUGAAGCAGCCGCCCAUCCAGUCCACGGCGGGGGCCGUCCCCGUCCGAAACGAGAAAGGGGAGAUCUCCAUGGAGAAGGUGAAGGUGAAGCGCUAUGUCUCGGGGAAGCGCCCGGACUAUGCGCCCAUGGAGUCCUCGGAUGAGGAGGAGGAGGAGUUCCAGUUCAUCAAGAAGGCCAAGGAGCAGGAACAGGAGCCUGAGGAGCAGGAGGAGGAGCUGGCCAGCGACCCCCGUCUUCGCCGCCUCCAGAACCGCAUCUCGGAGGACGUGGAGGAAAGGUUGGCGCGGCACCGGAAGAUCGUGGAACCGGAGGUGAUGGGGGAGAGUGACUCCGAAGUGGAAGGAGAGGCCUGGCACGUGGAGCGAGAGGACACCAGUGAGGAGGAAGAGGAGGAAGUGGAUGACGAGGAAAUUGAGCGCCGCCGUAGCAUGAUGCGCCAGCGGGCUGAGGAACGGAAAAACGAGGAGUUGGAAGUGAUGGAGGUGGAAGACGAGGGUCGCUCUGGGGAGGAGUCUGAAUCAGAGUCUGAAUACGAGGAAUACACAGAUAGCGAGGAUGAAACGGAGCCGCGCCUCAAGCCGGUCUUCAUUCGCAAGCAAGACAGAGUCACAGUUCAGGAACGGGAGGCGGAAACCCAGAAGCAGAAGGAGCUGGAGCUGGAGGCCAAGCGGAUGGCCGAAGAGAGGCGCAAGUACACACUGAAGAUUGUCGAAGAGGAAACCAAGAAAGAGCUGGAGGAGAACAGACGCUCUUUAGCAGCCCUUGAUGCUCUGGACACUGAUGAUGAAAACGACGAGGAAGAAUAUGAGGCAUGGAAAGUGCGGGAGUUGAAGCGCAUCAAGCGGGACCGCGAGGAGCGCGAGGCGUUGGAGAAGGAGAAGGCAGAGAUCGAGCGCGUGCGGAACCUGACGGAAGAGGAACGGCGCGCAGAACUCCGGGCCAACGGCAAGGUCAUCACCAACAAGGCCGUGAAGGGCAAAUACAAAUUCCUGCAGAAGUACUACCACCGGGGAGCCUUCUUCAUGGACGAAGACGAGGAUGUCUACAAGAGGGACUUCAGUGCCCCGACCCUGGAAGACCACUUCAACAAGACAAUCCUGCCCAAAGUCAUGCAGGUGAAGAACUUUGGGCGCUCUGGGCGAACCAAGUACACUCACCUGGUGGACCAGGACACAACUUCCUUUGACUCGGCCUGGGGACAGGAGAGCGCACAGAACACCAAGUUCUUCAAGCAGAAGGCCGCUGGCGUGCGGGAUGUCUUCGACAGACCCUCGGCCAAGAAGCGGAAGGCCACCUGAGUGGCACACUUCUCUAUCAAUGUGGAGCCUUUGCCCUCAGUGUGGCUUGGGACUACAGAGUUCGAUUUAGACCCAGAAUAUUUCUCAUUUGCAGAGACACAGCCCCUUUUAUCACCUUCCUCCCUCUUUCAAUAACACCCCUUUUGGUAUAUAACUCUCCGUCUACUAUACCAUUUUCCCCUUGGCAACCACAAGGAUUUCCUGUUUUUAUGGAGUACUGCUAAGAGGGAGGUGGCAUGAAAGAAAAACAUCUCUAUUAAAGUUAUUUCUUACCAAGA